UUUAAGAUCCACGUUUCCAGCGAGAGUCUCGCCACACGCGGCGGCUGCUCGUUUGUCGCGUCGAAGUUCGCCCGCAGCUGAUUAACAUAAAAUAAUGGAUGUCGGGGGGUCGCUGAGAAGCGCGUGCCUUCAGCACAGGCGCGCGGCGCUUUGGGCCGCGGGGCUCGCGCUGGCCGCCGUCGCCGCGCUCGGGCUCGCGUGGAGCUACUUUAGGAAGCCCAGGAGGGUGACCCGCGUUGGGGUCGUGUCCCAGCUCGUGGUUCACCCCCUGAAAUCGGGCAAGGGGCUGUCGGUGACCAGCGCGGAGUGCCUCACCAUGGGCCUCAAGUACGGGGACCUGAAGGAUCGACAUUGGCUUGUGAUCACAGAGGACGGCCACCAGGUGACAGGCCGGCAGCAGCCGCGCCUUGUGUUUGUCUCUCUGAACAUCGACAAAGGACAAGUGUGCCUGAAUGCUCCCGGCAUGGAAGAGCUGCUGAUCCCCUUUCGCCAGCCAGGGAACCGUAUUGCCAGCUGUCGUGUGUGGGGCAGCGACAUCCAGGGCAGAGACUGCGGGGACAAGGCAUCAGCCUGGAUGACGCGCUACCUCGCCUGCGACCAGACCUUCCACCUGGUGCAGUUUGAGCCCCAGAUGAAGGCCAGGAAACCAGCAGAAAAGUUUAGUUUCUUUCCUCAGAAUGAGAUGAUUGCGUACCCUGACAAUGGGGCGAUCAUGCUGAUGACCGAGAGCUCUCUGAUGGACUUGAACACCCGGCUGGAGAGCAAGGUCACAAUGAGCUGGUUUCGUCCCAGCAUCGUAGUGGCCGACAGUGAUUCCUAUGCUGAGGACUCUUGGGGCGAGAUCCAGAUCGGUGAAGUGAGACUGCGCCGUGUGAUGGCUUGUUCGAGGUGUAUUUUUACCACUGUGAAUCCCGAGACUGGAACCAUAACUCGGAAAGAGCCCCUAGAAACGCUUAAGAGCUACCGCAUGUGUGAUCCUUCAGAGAAGCACAUCUUUGGAACGUCCCCAUUGUUUGGCCAGUACUUCACUGUUGUGAAAUCUGGGAUCCUGCAUGUUGGAGAUCCUGUGUACGGGGUCACUUACUGAGCCAAGAGGACCAGGACCAGCCAGCCUGAUGGUAGAAAAAAGGGCUUAAUCCGUGACACUGAUACUAUAGCCAGCAAUCUUUAAUACUAUAAAAUUUUGUAUGUUCUUAUGACUUAGUGUAAUUACGAUAGAGGAAUUUAAUAAAUGUUGCAUUAAACACCAAUUUGGCAAGAUUGAACAAUGUGAACCUUAUUUCUCAGUUUUGGAUUAUGACUAUGGAGGAGUAACAUGGCUUCUGUUCCUAAUCGUUUACUUACUGA
Molecule: messenger RNA, 1347 nt
Organism: Scleropages formosus (Asian bonytongue)
Lineage: Eukaryota; Metazoa; Chordata; Actinopteri; Osteoglossiformes; Osteoglossidae
Gene: marc1
Product: mitochondrial amidoxime reducing component 1
Exons: 7
Coding region: 95-1087 (330 amino acids)
Biological process (GO): nitrate metabolic process
Cellular component (GO): mitochondrial inner membrane
Molecular function (GO): molybdopterin cofactor binding; nitrate reductase activity; pyridoxal phosphate binding
Source: RefSeq, a predicted model, not a curated record